Molecule: messenger RNA, 531 nt
Organism: Melozone crissalis (California towhee)
Lineage: Eukaryota; Metazoa; Chordata; Aves; Passeriformes; Passerellidae
Product: epidermal differentiation-specific protein-like
Exons: 1
Coding region: 1-531 (176 amino acids)
Biological process (GO): visual perception; lens development in camera-type eye
Molecular function (GO): structural constituent of eye lens
Source: RefSeq, a predicted model, not a curated record
AUGGGGAAAAUCAUUGUUUAUGAGCAUGCCAACUUCCAGGGUAUGUCCAAAGAAUUCCACACCAACAUUGCCAACCUAAAAGAUGCAGAUUGGAAUGAUUGUAUCUCCUCAGUGAGAGUAAUCGGCCAUCCUUGGGUGGCUUAUCAGCAUGCAGACUAUAAGGGACAGUUACUGGUACUUGAGGAGGGAGAUCAUGACUUUGUUGGCAAAAAGAUGAAUGACAGGAUCAGCUCUCUGCAGGUGAUCACUGAAAAUCUGCACAAUCCCCAGAUCACUCUCUAUGAGCACGCUGAUUAUCAAGGGAAGAGCAGAAUAAUAAGAGAAGCAACCAAUCUGACCAGGGGACAUGACGAUAACACCACAUCUUCACACAAAGUUCAGAAAGGUGUCUGGCUGCUGUGUGAGCAUGGUGAUGGAAGUGGAUUUCAAUACAUUGCACGAGAGCACGAGCACCUUCCAAAUUACAAGGCAAUCAAGUUCAACGACAAGCUUUCCUUCCUGCGCCCCCUGCGCCCUGGCUGUGGCUGCUAG